Messenger RNA from Mauremys mutica (yellowpond turtle), 1851 nucleotides. It is a transcript of the gene TUSC2, whose product is annotated as tumor suppressor 2, mitochondrial calcium regulator. The transcript is spliced from 3 exons. Lineage: Eukaryota; Metazoa; Chordata; Testudines; Geoemydidae. Gene Ontology annotation, cellular component: mitochondrion. The coding region runs from base 118 to 450 and encodes 110 amino acids. The record is from RefSeq and is a predicted model, not a curated record. Gene Ontology annotation, biological process: inflammatory response; regulation of mitochondrial membrane potential.
GGGCGCCCCGCGCGGCCGGAAAUGGCGUAGGGCGGGCCGGGAGGCGCGCUCCGUUGCUGGGCUCCGCGGAGGCGCCGGGCGGCUUCCGCCUCCCUGGGCCAUGCUCCCGCCCUGAGCAUGGGCGCCAGCGGCUCCAAGGCCCGCGGCCUCUGGCCCUUCGCCUCCCCCGGGCCUGGCGGCGCCGCGGGCCCCGGCGGGGAGCAGGCCCUGGCUCGGGCGCGCGGCUGCCGCAGCGCGACCCCAUUCGUCUUCACCCGCCGCGGCUCCAUGUAUUAUGAUGAGGAUGGGGAUCUCGCCCAUGAAUUCUAUGAGGAGACAAUUGUCACCAAGAAUGGGAGAAAGCGCGCCAAACUGAAAAGGAUCCACAAGAACCUGAUACCUCAGGGUAUAGUGAAACUGGAGCACCCUCGCAUUCACGUGGACUUCCCUGUUAUCAUCUGUGAGGUCUGAGCUGCGGGGGGAGCGUGAGCUGCUGCUGUGUGCCGUCAGUGCACCCGACCUGCCUGGCCUUACUGCACCUAAUGUAACUACACAAGGCUGCCUUGUGUCCCUGAACCACAAUGGACUGCGAGCACAGAUGCACACACUCUUGACUUUGGAGCUCCUCUUGCCUGGAGAAGGAGAAAGAGAUGGGCUGGUGCAGAAUUGGCUAGUUACCUGGAAUAGAAUUGGCUAGGGAUCUGUUCACAAGUCAGACAAGACAUGUGAACUUGUUUAGCAACAUGCUUAACAAUACCCUUGACUGAGUCAGAAGAUUGAAAUCCUUCUUGUGGCUGCCAUCAGAUGUUUGGAUGGAUCACUGAACUGCCUGUGACGCUCGUGUUUGAGGUUUUAAAGGGAGAGCCAUCCUGCAUCUCUCGCUGAACAAAAUCCCUGCUUUGCAGGUAUCUGCCCCAGGUAGAGUUGAGGUCAGUUAAUUCACCUCUGUGGGGCUAGGGGCAGACCCCUAAUGUCCCUUCCCUAUGAAGUGGUGAUGAAUAAAAGGGUAGUGGUAUAGUUUAUCCUUUGUGGGGGGUUGGUUAUGCAGUACUGUCCCUAAGUUGGUCUGGGAAUGGAGGGUAAAUGGGGUGGUCUGAGGUGAAGCUAAUCUUGAGAACCCCACUGAAACAGUAGCGCUUCUCGGGAAGGUAGGAGACCAGAUUUCAUUGCAUCAGACCUCAGUCUCCUCUUUUAUACGGCCCUCUCCUGUGCUCAGCGUUAUUUUGUACUUCUAGCGAUAUGGCUCGUCUGGUCCCCAGAAUCCUUUCCAAUGGCUCUAGAUACCCUGGCUCAGCUGUUGUUCAGACCUCUCUGAAAAUCCAUUGGCCACUGAUGGUGCUGUGCAGAGCCAGCAGAGCAAACAGUCCGAUCUUUGCAGCAAAACCAAUGGACACUGCUGGAAGCAGCAGCAGUGCUUAGAGCUGAGUGACUGGGCUGGCAGCCCAUGUUAACCCACACAGCUUUGCAGUUAGGAUUCGCACAGCAGGGCUUAGCUUGCCAUCAUUAGCAUGCGUCUGCCUUGGCGGGAGCAAGCUGCGCUCUGUUGAGUGGCGUUCUUCCCCCUCCUGAAUCUGGUGUGUUGAAGUGCGGGGUACAAGGUGUGACUUCUUGUAUUAGCCAUAGUGUUUAUUUUGGGGCUCAGUCUCUCUCAGAAUGUGAUUCUGGGUAACUUUCAUGUGUUGAUCAGUUGUGCCCCGGUGCUGACAGCAUGCCCCAACUGUGUGUAGCUGUGAUAGAGCCCAGGCAGGAAUGAAGAGUUAGCUUUUACCCUCUAAAGCAGUUGGCGUCAGCCCCCCCCCGGUCUUGGAAACCUCCCUGAGGUAUGAAGCCUGGGUUCUUCCACUGCACCCAUUCCUCUCUUUCUCCCUGUGG